AUGGCCAUGGCCGCGCGGCCACAGACGCCCGUGCAGGAUGCAUACUCGAUCCCGAGCAUUCAUGACCCGGUUGUUUUGAGUCGCGGAUACGGCACUCUGCGUUCUUCCUCUCGACCUAGUUCAUACGCCGGUAACAGUUCCGCCUUCCACUACAACCACGGCACCCCCGAGCAGUCGUCACAGAUCCCCUAUAAUCCCAGAUUCAAAGAAGAACUCGACACGAUUAGCCAUCGUAGCUCCAUCGCGCUGGACCGUCCACCAUCCAUCGUGCACCGGUCGGCCUCGACGGCGUCCCAGGCUCGUUCAACCACCCCUUCUCGCCAGGGGACGAGUACCUUGCGCAAAAAAGCCUCCCUCAGCAAGAAGGGUAGCUUGCGACGCAAUGGCAGUCGGCGAUCCCUGGGUGCGGGCAGUGUGAAGAGUUUAAGCCUCGGCGACCGGGAGAAGUACCCCGACGGGACCGAAGAUGUGAAUAGUGUUUUUAUGGUUCCUAUCCCGACGAGUGGGAACCCGACCGAGGUGCUAUCAACUCGUUUCCAAGCUUGGCGCAAGAUCUUGAAGGACUUGAUUGUCUUUUUCAAGGAAGUACAGAAAUCCUACGAGACCCGAUCCAAGCUCUUCCUAUCCGCCUCAAAUGUCAUUAACAACCAAACGACGCCCGCCGCGUUCCUGCAGUCGGGUGGCCUCGCCGAUGCGACAGAGAUGCUGCGCGAUUUCCAUCGACAAGGAUAUAAUGAAGCCAACAAAGCCGUUGAGGUGGAGGUCGAAGUGAUCAGUCAAUUGACCGGCCUCCGCAGCGAUCUACAGAAGAAGACAAAGGAGAUCAAGAGCUUGUCCGGCGAUUUCAAGAACACCGUCGAGAAGGAGAUUGACGGCACGCGCAAGGCGGUUCGCAACCUGCACGAAUCCCUGGGUCUGGUGGACACCGACCCGUCCGCCACAUCAGGCAAAGGCGACCCAUUCUUGAUGCGCCUGAAUGUGGAGCGCCAGGUCGAAAAGCAGAUUGAGGAGGAGAACUACCUGCACCGGGCAUACUUGAACUUGGAGAACUCGGGCCGCGAGCUUGAGUCGAUUGUGGUCAGCGAGAUCCAAAAGGCCUACAAUGCUUAUGCUAGCAUCCUCAAGCGGGAGGCGGAUGAGGCUUAUGACACCGUGGAAAAGCUUCGCGUGGGUCCGAUCUCCAUGCCUCAGGAUCAUGAGUGGAAUGCGUUUGUCGCCAAUACCGAUGAACUAGUCGAUCCUCGGAUCCCUCCGCGAAACGUGGAGAGCAUCACCUACUCUGGUAAGGAUCACCCUGCGGCGGCCGAGGUACGAGCUGGCAUGCUGGAACGCAAGAGCAAGUACCUGAAGAGCUAUACCCCAGGCUGGUAUGUUUUGUCCCCGACUCACUUGCAUGAGUUCAAGUCGGCGGAUAGGGUGGAGUGGCAGACUCCAGUCAUGUCCCUGUACCUGCCCGAGCAAAAGUUGGGCUCGCAUUCGAAUGAGGAUUCAAGCUCCCACAAGUUCAUGCUCAAGGGCCGCCAGACCGGUGCCAUGCACCGAGGCCACUCCUGGGUCUUCCGUGCGGAAUCUCACGAGACGAUGAUGUCGUGGUAUGAGGACAUUGAGAGCCUGAUCAACAAAACCGGAGAGGCCCGGGACGCUUUCGUUCGGCAUGCCUCUGUUCGGCGCCACGUGCGUACCGUGAGUGGCAUGUCGAACAACGAGGUAUUGGAAGAUGAUGAGGCCGACCAGACCCCUUACUCUGCCGACUCGGUGAUCCUGACUCAAGGACCGGUGGAGCGGCCCAUGUCUGCCACUCGCCAGGCCGGUGGUGCGUUCCCCAGUGAUGUCCAGAUCGACCGCCAUCUGCAGGAACCUCUCUCUCCCUCCAGCGGAGCCAGCUCAGGUGGUAGGGACGUGAUUGCCGCUGCUGCGGGCUACCCGGACAACAAUGCCAAGGCCACCAAUUCGCAAUUAUAUGAGCAGAACGGUGCCGCUGAUAGCCGGUCUCAGCGCGUUGCCAGCCAGAGCCCUGGCAAUCAGUCUCGUAACCGAAUGAGCCGACACGAUAGCUACUAUGGCCAAUGGAUGGCACCCGCUGCCGUCGUUACCAAACAGAAGGACCAGCAACCUGAGUCAGCACUUGAUGAUCGGGAGGUCCGAUCCGACGGAGAUCACGCUUCGAUAGCUGCGAUGUCCGGCGUGAUUGGUGCCGCAGACCGUCGUGAGAACUCAGCUCCACCUAACGUCGCUCGUCGUGAGAGCGUCUCCACCGCACCAACCAACACCAAUCAGACCGAUUAUACCAACAACACCUUGGCCACUUCCGUGGAUGAGGCUCCGUCGUCCGGCGAUGUUGGCAUUGUCGGCACUGUACCCCUCGGGGAUGAUUUCACUGACAGAGGCAAAGGCGCCAUGACUGGAUCUGACCUGUACCGAUCAAAGCAGGACAGGAUGGACAGUGUGGUGGCCAUUGACAUGAAAAUCCCUGGCCGCUACCCUCCGACCAAUGUGGCUGCAUGA
This is a messenger RNA of Penicillium longicatenatum, 2505 nucleotides long. Its product is annotated as SLM1 family PH domain-containing protein. The transcript is spliced from 2 exons. The record is from RefSeq and is a predicted model, not a curated record. Bases 1 to 2505 code for a protein of 834 amino acids. NCBI's taxonomy places the organism in Eukaryota, Fungi, Ascomycota, Eurotiomycetes, Eurotiales, Aspergillaceae.